Messenger RNA from Vespa crabro (European hornet), 811 nucleotides. RefSeq lists its product as uncharacterized. The transcript has 2 exons. The record is from RefSeq and is a predicted model, not a curated record. The coding region runs from base 153 to 701 and encodes 182 amino acids. NCBI's taxonomy places the organism in Eukaryota, Metazoa, Arthropoda, Insecta, Hymenoptera, Vespidae.
AUUUCUAUUUAAUAAAACAGAGACAAAUGUAAAUAAAUGCUUCUCGCUAACAAUUCAGAAAUGUAUAAUAAAUACGUACCCGCCUUUUAUAUCCAUCCAUAUGGUAGAUACGCAAAAUGAUUUUGACUUGAAUUUGAAGAAUUUGGAAGAAAAUGAUGAAGGCAAGACUCGAGGCAUAUAGACGUAAAAAACAUAAAGAAGAAAUGAUAGAAUCGCUUAAAAGUUCAAUAAAGGGUGUUCUACCAUGGAACGGAAAUUCUGACGUAACUUUCGAAAGAUUGUCAAACGAAGAAGUAUCAAACGAAGAGACAGAAAAAUUAUGUCAGACUGUUGAAACGUCAAAUCAAAGAAAUAUAUCGAAAGAUAGAAUAGAGAAUUUAGAGAAUGCAGAAGAUUUAGAAAGUUUGAAAGAUGAUACAGAUAAUGCGCAAUGCAGUCUCAUAAAUAAAAUAAUAUAUUUCUUAUAUUUUUCUUUAUGGCUAACAUUAUAUAUAAUUGCAAUAGAGAUUGAAUUUGGAGCUGUAUAUUUUGUGAUAUCUGCAUUAGUAUUAAUUUGUUUAAAUACAAGAUCAAGACCUAAAAAGAAAGGUGAGCUAAGUGCUUAUUCUGUUUUCAAUCCAAACUGUGAAGCUAUUGAAGGAACUCUUGAUGCUUCCCAAUUUGAAAGAGAAAUUAGAUAUGGUGCUUCAAGCGUACAUUGACCAGAGAGACAAGGUAUAUUUAUAUUCUUAUUAAUCAAAGAUAGAUAUAUUUUCUACUUUUUUUUUCUUUUUUUUUUUUUUUUUUAUUUUUUUUUUAAUAUAUAAAUGUU